AUGGAUCACUGGGGCGACCCUUGGGCCGACGAUGCCGACGUAGACACACACACGACCAUCGCGACUCCCGCGGAGGUAGCCACCGAGCCAAGACCGCCGCCGAACGCCGCACAUACGCCUGAAUUCAAGCCUGCGCCAAUUGUGGUGAAUGGCUUUCUGGAUGAUGCGGGAUGGGGAAGUAAUGCGUGGGCGACGACGCCGAGUCCGCGGGAAGAUGGCGAUGACGGCGCCUUUGGUGGAAGGGAAGCUGAAAGGAAGCUGAGUUGGGGUGUGCACACUGCGCAAGAAGAGAAGGAAACUAUACCAGUGAGGGACGAUGAUGGUGGUUCCAAUGCGUGGGCCACGGCGCCGGGAAAAGAGGAUGCAUCUAUCGAUGCAGGAACGAACGGAGUGGAGCACACGGCAGACUGGGAUGCGCCUAGCCCACACGAUGAGUAUACGCGCCCGGACAGCUUACAACACGAAGUAGGGAACGAGUGGGCCAGAAUCGAGGAGGUAGUGGAGGAGUCCAAGGUCGUAGAGAAUGGCGUUUCGGAAACGUCGGAAUCGGCGACGACAAUCCAGGCAGAAGACACGCCUGCGCGAAUCGAAUCAGAAGAACCAAUGGAGGUUUCGCGCGAAGACGAUACAUCUACGCGGUCUUCGGAAUCUCAUUCUGAAGGUAGCCGUAACGAGGCGGUCACUGAGUCGCCGAGGACAUCGGUCGAAGAAGAGCAAGCGGCUGUGAAAACCGUGGAGGCAAUACAUGAGGAUGUAGAGGACUCUUCGGAUCUUGGAGAUCCUACGGAGCAGCAGGAAGUGACCGUGCAGGAGGUGGAGGAUGAUUUUGGUGACUUCGAGGAUGAGGUGGCACAAGAGGCGGCUGAGACUCAGCUGGGCGUGGAAUCGACCUUUGGUCAACCGGAGUCAUUUUCUAAGAACAUCCAGGACGACAUGGCUAGCGAUGCGCAAAAUCCACCAACAGAAGCCUUUGCGACCAUUCCUACAGGUCUUGUUGGCAACUUUACCUUGGAUGCCAAAUUGUUGGCAGAGUUGUUUCCUCCUGUGAAAGAUACUCCAACAUUAGAAGAACCGCCAGACGAUCCCGUAACGUCUACCUCGGCCCGCAAAGCUUGGUAUCGUUUGACGCGCAAGCAGACUAUGCGUGAAUACAACAACGGAGCUCUCGACGACAACUACAUUCGCGUAACAUGGAAGACGUCGCAAAUUAGAUUAGAAGCGACCAAGACUGUAGCGCGAUGGGCUAACGAAGACCGCGUUGCGGGACGUGGACCAGGCGCACGAGCGUCGUUCUUCUGGGAUACUCCUCACUCUCCAACAGAUAAGAGGACCUCUUUUGCAUCUCUUCAUAGUAGAAAGACCUCAACAGCCUCAGUAUCGAAACCUGUCCGUCCUGUUAGCCAAACUGUCCCGCCACUAUCGACCGAUGUUCCUGCUGCUUUUGAUUGGAGCUCACCCUCUUCGGCCACGCAUGCAGUCCCGGACAAUAUUGGUGUGCGAUCAACAUCCUCUCCUAUAACGGCGAAGCAUAAUGCAAUCAUGAAGCUACAAAGGCAAACCGGAAGGGCGGCUUCUGUGGAUUUAUCUUCUCGUCGGAAAGAGCCAUCGUCACAUAGGAGGACAUCUACUGCCACUGAGCUUCGUCAUAACGGCGCACUAACAGCGGAAAACCGGUCGAAUAUCUCACCGAUCCAAGCACCAUCUAGAGCGAGUCUCGAUCCGUGGGCCCCAACGACUACAUCAUCACCAGUAGCAUCCAUUCCGGCACCAGUCAGCGACCAGAUUAACCCAUGGGCCAGUCUCGGACAGCUGGACACGGGUUCUGCUCCUAAGCUAUCCUCAACUGCGCAAGACGAAGAUGAUGAUGAUGAAUGGGGUGAGAUGGUGGAAUCGCCCGCCGUGUCGACAGUUCAGACGCCCAUCUCCACGAUAGCACCCACGCCUAUUGCCGAGCUCUCAGAACCGCCAACACGUGCUAAUACCGUGUCUGCACCUUCUACAUCACUGGCAUCCGCGCAACCAUUGCCACCUCAACCGCUACCUCCGCCAACCGGGCCAGGACAUGCGUCUGCUAUUGUGCGUUUGCAGGGCACCGUCUCACCUACUUCAGCGCUCUUCGGGCCUAAGGCUUUAGUACCUACAGACUCUGAAGAGCGCAUCGGACCACAUCUGUUGAAGAAGCGGGACAGAUCGAGAGAGGCAACGCCGGAGAAGGCGAAAGCGGUGCCUGUGCAGAUGCCGACGAUGGACGAGGUACUGAGCCAACCGCCGCCUGCGAACAAGGAAUUUAUUGAGGGGAAUGGAGAAACCGAGUUCUCGGCUACGGCGAUGCCUGCACCUCUUCCAGAAUCUGACACUGGUGCACCUAUUGGCGAAGAAGAUAAUCUUCCCAUCGCUGACUCCACCCCCUCACUAACUCCGGCCUCAGCUGCAGAUCAACCCAACUGGGGCGACGACGCCGACUUCUCCAUCUUCGAGUCCGCCCUUCCUCCAUCAAUACCUACCACUGCACCACAGUCCCUGGCAGACAGCGAUCCCGCAGAUCCCUUGUCGAUAUUCGACUCCCCUAUACCCUCCGAACCAUCGGCAUCCUUCGCGCGAUCAGCACCACGGCCAGCCACACCGCCGACGAAACAGCCCCUCACAAGCGCGACGAGUUUGGCGCAGAGGCGGAAAGCUGAGGAAGAUGAUGUUGUUAGAUCGAUUGUGGAUGGCUUGCCAGACUUGGGAUAUAUGUUGCUCGAGAAUACAUAUCUAUUACCUCGACCGUUCAACAACACGUUCAGACAUCCAUUUGUGGAUGCCAAUCUAUCCGACCCGGAUAUUACUCGAACGAUCGACGCUGCGCGAAGCUCGCCCUUCAUCUCGUACGAUGAAGAGUUUGAUGAGAUUCUGGGGUUCUCGCCUCAAGUUCUACUAGUAGCGAAUAGCUCGGAAGUAUUCGCGUUCGAAGCUGGAGUAUGGGUUCCACAUCUUAAUCAGGUGUGGUUCACUGCUUUCCUGAACCCUACGCCCGGAUACAUCACCAUACUGGACUUGAACACUUCCAAGACUUUCAGGCCGAGUCUAAUUGGAAGUGGCGCUCCAGUGCUCGUCAAUCCUAAUGGCGGAUACUACUUCGAUGGGCUUGUUUACAUCACCUCAUUCGGCAACGCAACAACCGCGCCCACUAUCGUGUCAAUCGAUCCGUACACAUAUGAAACCAAAGAAGUAAUCAAUUCGUUCUACGAGCUGCCUUUGAAUGGCCCGGAUGAUAUUACAUUCGCCAUGUCCAGAACUACCGGUCAGCCGUGCAUGUUCUACAGCGACUUCUACUUCGCCGCAGAAGGUCUCCCAGGCGUUUGGGACGCACCACAACAGCUUCCAAACGCGGUCUGGAAGUUUUCCAUGGCGGACAAAAGCUUACAAAUGGCUGUAUCGCCGCUCGACGUGCAGACGCCUAAUGGACUCGCCGUCAAUCGCGAAAACACAUUGCUCUACGUCUCGGACGGACCUGACUCCGCCGUAUUUGGGCAACCGUACAACGCGUCCUCAGGCUCGGCAGGACUUUACGUCUUUGAUCUUGGUGGUGAGGACGGCUGUACGCCGCAGAACAAGCGUAUACUUGGCAUAGCUCGACAAGGGUUUGCCAAUGGGAUCAAAAUCGAUGACUACGGGCGCAUUUGGACGUUUGAAUACGAAGGCGUAGUUGUGAGGAAACCAAACGGCAAGGUCUUGGGUGUAUUGAAUAUCCAUAACAUCCUGGGCAGGGAUAGCCCAGAUGUUGCCCCCGGCGCGAAUUUUGCUCUUGUGAGCGAUGAAUUGUACAUCUUGGGGUUUUACAAGGUCUGGAAGGUGAAGCUGGGGCAGGUUGUGAAGAGCUGGUACUGA
Didymosphaeria variabile is the source of this 3870-nucleotide messenger RNA. RefSeq lists its product as uncharacterized. Lineage: Eukaryota; Fungi; Ascomycota; Dothideomycetes; Pleosporales; Didymosphaeriaceae. The transcript is spliced from 2 exons. The coding region runs from base 1 to 3870 and encodes 1289 amino acids. The record is from RefSeq and is a predicted model, not a curated record.